This is a messenger RNA of Telopea speciosissima, 1665 nucleotides long. RefSeq names its product sulfoquinovosyl transferase SQD2-like. NCBI's taxonomy places the organism in Eukaryota, Viridiplantae, Streptophyta, Magnoliopsida, Proteales, Proteaceae. The transcript is spliced from 11 exons. Gene Ontology annotation, biological process: sulfolipid biosynthetic process; glycolipid biosynthetic process. Gene Ontology annotation, molecular function: UDP-sulfoquinovose:DAG sulfoquinovosyltransferase activity. The coding region runs from base 36 to 1577 and encodes 513 amino acids. The record is from RefSeq and is a predicted model, not a curated record. Gene Ontology annotation, cellular component: chloroplast envelope.
AACCAAACUCAGCAAAAACCGCUAUAAUAAAUAUCAUGACUUCUUCUAUAAAUCGUGCCUUCUCCCCUAUGUAUACACCCAGUUGUUCCUCGACUACAAAUUGUUCUUCUCUUCCGAUUUUCUCUUCUACUGUCAUUGUUUCUCAUCUUCCAGUUUCAGCAAUAAUUAGUAGUUGCCGCCUACUCUGCAAACAGAGGCACCUCUUGCGAUUCACUGAAGCAAACAGAGGGACUGGGAAAAGAAGUGCAGCACCUCUUUCAGUAAAGAAUAUGGCCAUUACAGAAAUAAGAGAAGAAGAGGAAGAAGAGGCGCCUCCGCUUCUUGAGGAAAUUGAAGGGGCUUUCAAGCCUCGGCGCAUCGCUCUGUUUGUAGAGCCUUCUCCUUUUGCUUAUGUGUCUGGAUACAAAAAUCGGUUUCAGAAUUUCAUCAAAUAUCUGCGGGAGAUGGGCGAUGAGGUCAUGGUUGUAACGACCCACGAAGGGGUACCCCAGGAAUUUUAUGGAGCAAAAUUAAUUGGGUCACGAAGCUUCCCCUGCCCCUGGUAUCAAAAGGUGCCCCUUUCACUAGCACUCAGUCCUAGAAUAAUCUCCGAGGUUGCCAAGUUCAAGCCUGACAUAAUACAUGCAUCGUCACCUGGAAUAAUGGUAUUUGGCGCUCUGAUCAUUGCAAAACUACUCUGUGUGCCUAUUGUGAUGUCAUAUCAUACUCACGUUCCAGUGUACAUUCCAAGAUACACCUUUAGCUGGUUGGUGACACCUAUGUGGUUAGUUAUAAAGUUUCUUCACAGAGCUGCUGAUCUUACUCUGGUACCUUCUGCUGCCAUUGGGAGGGAUCUUCAGGCAGCUCGCGUAACUGCAGCUAAUAAGAUACGUCUCUGGAAUAAAGGUGUUGAUUCUGAAAGCUUCCAUCCAUGCUACCGCAGCUAUGAUAUGCGUAUUAGACUAAGCAAUGGGGAACCUGAGAAACCGCUGAUAAUCCAUGUUGGGCGGCUGGGAGUUGAGAAGAGUUUGGAUUUUCUAAAGAGGGUCAUGGAUAGGCUUCCAGAAGUGCGGAUUGCUUUUAUUGGGGAUGGGCCAUAUAGGGGUGAGCUGGAAGAGAUGUUCUCUGGCAUGCCUGCCGUAUUCACAGGAAUGUUGCAAGGAGAGGAACUCUCUCAGGCAUAUGCUAGUGGGGAUGUGUUUGUGAUGCCUUCUGAAUCAGAGACCCUUGGACUUGUUGUCUUAGAGGCCAUGUCAUCAGGAGUUCCAGUUGUGGCAGCCCAGGCUGGGGGUAUCCCUGACAUUAUUCCCACAGAUCAGGACGGAAAAACAGGCUUCCUUUAUAAUCCAGGAGAUAUUGAGGACUGCCUGAGCAAAUUGCAACCUUUAUUGUUAAGCCAAGAGUUGAGAGAAACCAUUGGAAAAGCUGCACGUCAGGAGAUGGAGAAAUAUGAUUGGCGAGCAGCCACCCGAACAAUAAGGAAUGAGCAAUACAAUGCUGCAAUUUGGUUUUGGAGAAAGAAAAGAGCACAGUUUCUGAGACCUAUACAAUGGAUAGUGAGACGAAUUUUCCGCUCACCAGAAGUUAACUAUGGAUGAUGUUAAGAUCACCUGAGCUCAAAAAGCUGACUGUACAAAGUUUACUUUUGAUGAUCUUUAAGAUCUCCUUGUCUAAAACGAAGCCCUU